Molecule: messenger RNA, 3921 nt
Organism: Aphanomyces invadans
Lineage: Eukaryota; Oomycota; Saprolegniomycetes; Saprolegniales; Verrucalvaceae
Exons: 34
Coding region: 1-3921 (1306 amino acids)
Biological process (GO): microtubule-based movement
Molecular function (GO): microtubule motor activity; microtubule binding; ATP binding
Source: RefSeq, a predicted model, not a curated record
AUGACCGGUGUCACGCCGCCGAGUGGCAAAGCUGGCUCGCGGAGCGAACUAACUUGGACGCACAACAUGCAGCCGAAGUCGCAGCGCUGCGUCAUUGUAAACUUGCCAUGUGGGGUCCAUGAACUGAUCCUGUGCAUGUGUGAAGCGUACGACAUGGAGCAUGCUCGGCUGAGCGCCAUCGCCCAUGUGCAGCGCGACAACGCCAUCCGAGCGUUGGCAUAUAGCGGCAUGCAGAUCGAAGACUGGCGGUGGGAAACCCACUUGACACCCGACAAAGUGGUCGCAAUGACGCCGUCCGACCCGACGGGGGUGGCAGUGGUCCAGGAACCACCAUUUGAUGUCGCCGAAUGGAUCAAUUGGCUCAUUGAACGGGCAUUGCGUCAAGCAGACGUCACCGCGCUGCAAACGGCGUUGCUCCAUGCUAACAUGCAACUGGCUCGCACACAGUCCUUGUACGACGACUUGGUCGUGACGUCGGAGGUGGCAGCCGCGCUGUCCAGUGUAAUCACAGAUGUAGUCAUGGGGGGCACGACCUCAGCACCGCGACCCGUCUUGGAAGCUGCGACUGCCCAAGCCGUGCCGUCGGCAAUGGCAUCACUACUCCAACGCACCAAGUGGAAACAUCGUGCAGAUUUGGAGCCGCCGCAAGAAUACGCCAACCUGAUCGCGUGCGAACUCGACAUGGAAGUGCUGAAAGAGCAGCUCGACUCGCUCAAAGGUGGUGACCUGCCAUCUACCGCCCAGGCCUUAACACUGAAAGGUUUAGCCCAAAGCACCACGGUCUUCCAUGCUAAAACUGCCGCCAAACAGCGCAUCAAAGAGUGGCUCCAGCAGUUCCAAGCCACGUACAACCGAGACCCGACGUUGUCAGAUAAAGCACAGGUGAAGGGCUUGUACGUGGCGUUCAAGCAAGCCGAAGACGAUCACACACGGCUCAAGCAGGACACGGCGGCAGCCAAAGCUGUGUACGAAUUAAAAGUUGCAGAAGUCGAAGCGCUCCAAGGCUCGGUCAACAUGCGGCAAUUCCCGCACCACACAUUGGUGGCGCACUUGCGAGCUGCCUUGGACGAUACCCACGCAAAAGUCGAAGCGCUUCAGUCGCGGCUCAAGACAAUGACCGUCGCACCAGAGCCGCGCAACCCCCCCGUGCCGGACCAACGACCCCUCUCGGCGGCACUUCAACGGCAACCUUCGCUGCAAGGACCAGCCAUGACCGCAACACCGAAUGUCCCCCCAGCGAUGGCCACGCAGCCGUCGUUAACGGCACUACCUGCCUCAGAACUCCCGCUAUCAUCCCAUGAAGUUCGACCGGUUGCUCCGUCUCCCUUGCCAGUAUCUGAGGCCCUGCCCGGAAUCGACGCGCCUUCACAGCCGGUUGUCGACACCCAAGAUCCGCGCUUCUUUGACGUGCAGUCGCCGCCCGUCUUGCGAGAACUCCCGACAGCGUCGUCAAUGCAACGUGCCGGCGGCUCGCUGGCUGCUCCGUCCAACGAUGCACAGAAGAGAGCGUCGUUGGGCGCGUUUCCAUCCAUCGAUGCGCUGUCCGUCAUGUCGACCCGGGAAGGUCCGAUGCCGGCGAUGCCCGAAGGCAGCGCAUUGCCACGACAAGUUGCAACUGAUCCAACGACCUCUCAGUCGGCAGAGGUCGUCCAGGAUCUCCAGAACGCCCUGGCGGCCGAGCACGAAGUCUCGCGCGCAUUGAUGGAAACCCAAUGUGCCUUGCAAGAGGAACUACUGUCGUGGCGCAUCCAAGCGGCGUCGACCGGCGGAGCUAGGGUCGGCGGAGACGCAUCCCAGGACGGAGAUGAUGAAGACUUGAACGACCGGGACGACCGCAACGGAGUCGUCAAUGACGCAGACGUCCCCGCUGACGUGGUGGCUACCAGCUUGGCCGCCGAACCCAAGUUGCAAGGCGACGUGAACGGAGACGACGUCGGCGCCGCGAUUCAGCGCGCGAAAGGUGCCAUCGAAGCCGGCAAAAUUGCGUGGAACCAAGGGGACAAGGCGGGAUGCUACACCAUCCUCGCGAGCGCCUGCCACGCGAUUCUCCCAGCUGCCAAGGGACAUGCAACGGAUGGAGUGGUCGUGAGUAUGGCGAUCACGGAAGCUGCGACAGUUGGGCCAGCCAAAGGCGCGGUCGUCCUUCGCAAAGCAUUGGACGCAUUCGUUGCUGCACACCCCAACGCAGAUGCAAACGUUGUUCAGCCACAGCAAAGUCAAGCCAAGGCGCAGCGCAUGUCCACCGCGGCGGCCUCGAGUGGUGGAGGGAUCGACGGACCGGCCAAGAAUAACGCAACCGCCGCCAACGAGUUGAAGCAAAAACUAAAAGUGGUCGAGUCCAAGUGGAAGGCCGACCGGGUCAAGCUGAACCAACUGGAGCAAGCCCUGGCCAAGGCGAGUGCAGGAGGAAGCAAAAGCGAUGGCGACGCCGUGGUGGAGCGUGUAUGGGCCAAGAAGCUCGCGGACGCGGAAAAGAAAGCUCAAAAAGUGUUGGAUGACGUGCAAACCCAGUCGGCGCGUCAAGUCCAUGCGUUGAAAGCGGAUUUGGCGCAAGCGACGGCAACUGUCGCGGACAUGACUGGCCGCGUGCACGAGCUCACGGCAACAGUCACCGCACUGCGCACCCAAACCGCGCGGAUGAGCGAGCUCGAGAAAGACUUGGUGGUGUUCCAGGCCGAAGCUGCGACGGCAGCCACCUUAUCGACGACCUUGACUACGUUGACGCAGCAGUACGCGACGCUGGAAUCGCAGUACCGAGAAGAGCAAGCACUGCGCAAAAAGUACUACAACACGAUCGAAGACAUGAAGGGAAAGAUCCGCGUGUACUGCCGGUGCCGCCCCAUGAGCACGAGCGAACUCGAGCGCGACUGCCAGUCCUGCGUCCGAUUUCUUGACGACUUUACGCUCGAAGUGGACACUGCCCGCGGCCCGAGGAGCUUUACCUACGACGCUGUUUUCAAUCCAUCCCACACCCAAGAUCAAGUGUUUGAAGAUACCAAGCACUUGCUCCAGUCCGCCUUGGACGGGUACAACGUGUGCAUUUUUGCGUACGGGCAGACCGGGUCCGGCAAGACAUUCACCAUGACGGGGACGGAAGCGCACCCGGGCAUCACGCGUCGGUUGAUUCACCUCAUGUUCUCGUUGCAAACGUCGCAAGCUGCCAACCAAACGAUCGCUUACGAAGCGACCAUGCUCGAGCUGUACAACGAUCAGCUCAUCGACUUGCUCGCGCAGUUGGAUUCGUCGUACAAAGAAGACAAAGCGCCGAAACUCGACAUCAAGAAGAAUGACAAGGGGAUGGUGGUCGUAACGAAUGCCGCGUCCAAAGCAUGCACGUCGGCGGACCAAACGCUUCGCAUGUUUGACGCGGCCAACAAGAAGCGCCAAGUCGGGUCGACGAAAAUGAAUGCUGAGAGCUCCCGGUCGCACUCGGUCUUCACCGUGCUCAUUCAAAACUACAACAAAACGACCAAACAGACGAGUGUGGGCAAGCUGAGCCUCGUGGAUCUGGCGGGAUCGGAACGCGCGGGCAAGACUGGCGCGACGGCCGAGCGGCUCAAGGAAGCGCAGGCCAUCAACAAGAGCUUGAGUGCGCUGGGCGAUGUCAUUUCGGCGCUCUCGACCAACGAAAAAUUCAUCCCGUAUCGCAACAACAAGUUGACGCAGCUCAUGCAAGAUUCCCUCGGUGGCAACGCCAAGACGCUCAUGUUUGUCAACAUUUCACCGGCCGACUACAACCAGGAUGAAACGCAAACGAGCUUGUCGUACGCGGCAAGAGUCAAGUUGAUCACAAACCAAGCCAGCAAGACAUCCGACAGCGAAGAAGUUGCCAAGCUCAAAGCGAUCAUCAAACAGCUCCAGGCUGGCGGCGUGCCCGUGGACGACGCGAGCGACGACGGUGGCGCGGCGACACGGCAAUAG